Molecule: messenger RNA, 3272 nt
Organism: Tachyglossus aculeatus (Australian echidna)
Lineage: Eukaryota; Metazoa; Chordata; Mammalia; Monotremata; Tachyglossidae
Gene: CEP43
Product: centrosomal protein 43
Exons: 14
Biological process (GO): microtubule anchoring
Cellular component (GO): centrosome
Molecular function (GO): protein binding
Source: RefSeq, a predicted model, not a curated record
CGGCCGCGGCCGGGGGGGGAGGAGGACACGGAGCUGAGGGACCUGCUGGUGCACACCCUGGACAGCAGCGGCGUCCUCAGCAGGAUCAAGGCUGAACUCCGAGCGGCAGUGUUUUUAGCACUAGAAGAGCAAGAAAAAAUAGAGAACAAAGCACCUCUGGUCAAUGAAAGCUUGACAAAGUUUUUAAGUACAAAAGAUGGUCAUCUGGCAGCUAGUCUUGUGGCAGAAUUUCUUCAGUUUUUCAAUCUUGACUUUACCUUGGCCGUCUUCCAGUCUGAAGCUAACACAGUGCAUGGUCUUGAAGCUCGAGAGGAUUUAGCCCAGAAUUUAGGAAUUAUUGAAGCGGAAGGUACCGGAGGUGGACCACUGUUGUUGGAAGUGAUCAGAAGGUGUCAACGAAAGAAGAGCUCUGCCAGUGGGGAAGGAGCGCCAGAUCCAACUGAUUUUCAUUCUCCACCAAAAUCACCAGAUGGAAAGACCAGUCCACUUACAGUGCCGAGUAAGAUACCAAGGUUUAAAGGACAUGGUAAACAGAAGAAAAGUGGGGAGAAGUCCGGUGAAAAGGCCUCGGAAACGAGUCAAAGUGAUAAGAGCGUGUCAUCAUCAGAAGCAAAGAGCAAGAGCAGUCUGCGUUUAUUAGCAAACGAAGCAAAGCUUGGCUCUUCGUUGAAAAACCUAUCUUUAGAUGCCAAAGAUAAAAGCGAUGCAUGUCCAGAUGAAGAUGAUGGAGAAGGAGAUUCUUUCUUUGACGAUCCCAUUCCAAAACUGGAGAAAACUUAUGGUUGGGCUUCUGAUAAAAGCAGUGAUGCUGAAGAUGCAGGUGUAGAAGAAACACGUAAUGAGCCAGAUGACAAGCCGAAGUUUCCAAAAAGGAAAAAUGAAUCCAAUAAACAUGUCGGAAGCCUAACAUCUCUUUCUAAUGCUCCUCCCUUAAAAAGUGGAUUGAACUCUCUGACUGGAGCAUCUAUCCUAAAGGAAUCUGAAAAUACAAGGAGAAGUACAGUUUUGAAAGACCUGAAAGUGGUCAGCGGCAAGAUUGGAAUCCCUCGUCUUGGUUUAAGAGCUGGAGAAGAAGAUGAGUACAUUGAUGAUUUUAGCAGUACCAGUCAUCGCUCAGAGAAAAGUGAAAUAAGUAUUGAUGAAGAAAUAGAAGAAGAGAUUUCCGUGGACAUAGAAGACAGUGAUAAACUUGAAGACUUCACACAGGACCUUACUCUGUCUCACCUCAGUGACGUUGCAGAUUAUCUGGAGGACGUUGCUUAAGCACGAGACAAAGGGAACUGUUCUAAUAAAGUGGACCGAAGACUUAAGUGGUUCCCGUUUUUCAGAUGAUCACUCUUGGCUCGAAUGUCUGCUCUCUAACUGUGCCUUGGGUUCCAAAAACCACUGCAGAUAGAUUAAAAAAAAUACAAUUUUACGUCUGAAAGGAAAGAGUUGGUUACAGCUUGAGCCUAAGUAAAGGAUUUGUGCUUCUUUACUGGUUAAAAUGCCCCUUUAACUCUGGAAGUCGGAUUUUCUCUGCAGAUUGUCCCCUGCCGGCAGCGGACACGUCAAAACUACCAAUGUUACAGGGAAUUCGAUAGAAGAAUUCGACUAAAGCUUCAGGCUUCUCACACAAGAUUACGGAUGUGAGCGCGUGCAUUCGAAUAUGGCUUUAUCACAUUUUUAAAAGCAAAGGCUCAACCCUAAAAAGCAGGGACAUUCGUUGGAUGUCAACUCUUUAUUAUCCUUUGGAAUUAGAGCAGUCGGUCUUUGGAGUGAUUCCGUAAGUCCACAGACACACCAGACAAGCCAAGUUUGUCGCGUAAGCUUUACAUUGAUAUUUCCUUCCUUUGGAAGGCUUAUUACACCAUUAAGGUUACCUUCAAUUACUCCUGUAAUUGUUCUUCUUUUUAAAAAAGUGACGGUGGUGCAACAAUUUUAACGCCUACAGAUCAUUGUCGUGAAAGGGUAUGACAGGCACACCUGUUGCUGCUGAUCCUGUAUCGAGACGUUAUUGAGAAUCUCAAAUCCAUAGAUUGAUUUUGAUCACCGUUGCAUUUUUCUAAAAAAAAAAAACUGAUGCUUUAAGAGAUAUUAAAGGACUAUAAACGAGACUGAAAAUGAAGCCUUCAGACAUCUAUUUUUUCAGAUUUGUAGUUUAUCUAUCUGAAUAUUUUUAAAGCCAAAUUGGGAAACGGCAUUAGUAAUUGUCUAAGACCAUUUAAGGUCUCUGCUUCAGACAGAAGCUUCUCCUGUACAUAUUUUCGGUAUAACUUAGAAGAACAGGGUCGAUAAUAAAUGCGGGCAGUCAUAUUUAAACUGUCAAGCAUGAAGCUGCUACGACAUAUGUAGACCAUUGACAAUUGUAAUGUAAUACUAAGCGGGUCUUUCAAAAUGUGCACUUUCAAAAGCACUGUAAGCAAGCUUAAUAUGUUCAGUUUUUGUGCUUUUCAUUUCAGUUGUUCUUGGCAUUUUGACAUCGCCUCUAUAGACGCAGCAUUUAAGGGGAAUUUGUUAGUUUCAUGAUAAGUGGCAGUUGAAGACAUUUAUUUUAAGGCAGUCUUUGUGCUCAUAUGAGGGCAAACCCAUCUGGCCGUCCACAGAGAGGGAGUUCUCCGAGGAGGUAAAGUAUCCAAGGACUUUGGUGUGCUAAUUCUUAGUAUAAAAUGACAUAAGCUUAAAGUCUCGAUGGCUUUCUCUGGCAUACUGAGCAUCAGUAAAAAAGAAAUUGGCUCUGAAAGCACAUUUACCACAAAUAACGUGAAUCCCUGUCGAAAAAUAGGCUCUUUCUAAUUUUUUGUAUUAGACACUACCAAGAGAACGAUGUGAAAAUAUUGAAGUGUGCGUCAUCUGUGAAGACGUGCACUUUCCUGUAAAAAAAAAUAAAAUGGCAAAUGCACUUAUUGUAAAAGGCAUUUAAUGAUAGGUGCAAACGCCAUAAAAUAAUGGGUGAAAAUGAAACUGUUUCUGAUCGGCCUGCCUGUAAAUUGUAUAAGAGAAUUUGGUUUUUUCAUGCUUGCCCAAGACAAAUGGAUUUCUGUGAAAUGUUUUUUAAAUUUCACUGCGGAUUGGGGACUUUUUUUAUAACCAUGUAGCGGUUUUUACAGCGUCAGCAAUGUGGCAUUUUCCUCCUCCCAGGGAGAUUCUGGAUUUUAGAUCGUGUUUCGGUGAUUAUGAGGGAAUAUGUCAAUUGUGGUCAUUUUCUGCAUUGCAGUAUCGUCCUUUAAUGGGAUCGUGCUUAGGAAUCUACGAUACCAAUGGUGUAAAUAAAGCUACAAUGUUGGAUGAAA